UGGAGAAUUGUCAGUUGACGUGCAGGAGUUUUUGUUUGCGAAUUUGAAGAUAAAUUUAGGAGUUCUUCUCCGAAACUCAGGAUCAUGGACGACGCAGACGAUGGGGCUCCGUCAUUGAGCGCUUCAGCAAAAAAAUCCAAGUCGGUCAAAAGCGUAGUGAAUUUCGAUUUGGAUGAUAAACCAAAGAAAUCUAAAAGUUCCAUUGGGCGGCUUGACAAGAGGAGAAGCGGCAUGCAAUCCACACUCGAAAUAAAAACUACAUCUAGCAGACACUUGAAAGGAAAAAAGAAGGCUCAAGAAGUGAAUGUAAUUGAAGAACUGAUUCAAGAGGAUCCUUCAGCGACUGAAAUAGAGGAAAGCUCGUCGGAGGAAUCAUCUUCUGAGGAAGAGAAAGAAAAAGUACAUAAAAAGAAAAGCAAAAAGAGUAAAGGAGCCGUUUCGGAAGAUGCUUUGAUCAGAAAAUCGAAAAAAGACGCGAAAGUCGUGAAACUGAAAGUAGAAAAAGAAGAAGGUCCCACUUCAGAGGAAGAUCUCCUGGCGGAAUUUGCGAAAACCAGUAAAGCGGCCAGACCGUUACCACCCAUACCAGAUUUUAACACUCUACUGGAAGAAGUCAUGAUCAAGGAAUCCAUGAAACCGGGAGUAAAGAAGGACACGUUGGAAAAACUGAGAGCGCAACACGAAAUCGAAAUCCGGCAUAAAAUCGACGCCGAAAUACAAAGGAGAGCCGACGAAUUAGAGAGGAAAACGGAAAGAGAACGCAGAGAACAGAUCGACGCCAAUCUUAGGGACGAUCAACUAUUGAAAUCCAAUUUGUUUAUUCAAGAGGUGUACGAUUUUUUCCAAGAAAGUUUCACUCAGGAGAAAGCACUGAAUGAGUGGCUGGCAUUUCUGAAUUGCCGCAAGUUACCGAAUCCAGCGUUUUGCAGAGACAUGACGACCUAUCUGCGCAUGUGGGAAGAAAGCCUGAAGGCGAUUACAAUUCCCGAAGCAGUGGUAAAAACUCAAGAAGUUAUCGAGCUCAUUGGCGAAUUGGAAGAUGUGAUUGAUCUGUCUGUAGAAGAAGAAAAAAUACAUAUGCCCAAUUGGGUUUGGAUACGCCAAUUGUUCAGAGACCAGCAGAAGCUCAGCUUAGACGUCGCGACGUACACGCUGAUGAAGAACGUCGACGUCAACAUGACCAGAAUCAACAUGUCGACGGCCACAUACGAUUACAUCGAAGACAACAUAUCGAUAUGUGUGUGGUUGCUCACCCAGAACCCCAUUCCGCUGACGAAUCCCAGAAGACCACCGAGGCCGCGGAUAAUCAUCAACUUUGAGAAAUUGGACGACUUCAAGGUGACGUUGCCAUACGUUUUGGACUGCCACCACAAGGCGGUUCGAGUCAUGUACCUGAAAUACGAUCAUCUGAGCGACACGUGCCAAACCAGCAAGCUGCCUCCGAUGCCGCCUUCGCAGAAAUGCGAUUUGCUGACCACCUUCAGGAAAGAGUGGAGGAUGAAGUUGAUGUACAAGUACGAGCAUCGCGAUAGGAAACCACCGCCAGACCCCGACGAUCCCGAAUUCGCCAAUUAUGCACCUGAACCCGAAGAGUUUGGUUCCGAUGAUGAAAUUCCCUUCGUACCGUACAAAGCUUUGGUGCCCACGCCCACCGAAUACGUUUCAAUCAUCGAAGGCCAUAAGCACGCCAAAGAAAGGAAAGCUCUGUUGGCCGAAAUAAUCACCGAUUCGAAUUUUUUAAAUUUGCGCAAAUUUAGAAUUUUGGGUGGAGUUUUUACAGUGCACUAUUUGCACCAACCACCACAGCCUACCACCUACGCCACUAUGACAUCCAUAUUUACCACCAGGUUAUUCAUUCCGCAAGAAUUAGAAUACGUAGACUUUUUCGCCCCAUACCAAUCACCCGAUUUUUACAUAUCGAUCGAUUUAAACGCUUUCAAAGCUCCCGAUCCGGAAGUUUUAGAGGAGUACUAUAGACAACAAGAUGCUCUAGAUAAGUUGAUUUUCAUUAGUCUAUUGAUACCCCAGCACGUUAUAUUUCUGGAAAUACCGAAGGUUUAUGUAUGGAUGGAAGAGGAACACCAUUGGAGCAACAAGUACAUUCAUUAUACCAGUUACGACGCUGAAGAGAAGACCAUAUCGUUUAGAUCGCAAAUAUUUGGUACCUUCGGUUUGGCGAUAUCGCGUUACAACAAUUUACCGUAUACCUGGUGGAACAUCCAACCUUAUCCAGAUACUUCAAUAGAAAUCAAACUAGCUGCUCAAGUGUUGUACUUGGAGUUCAUAAUAAAGGACGGUUUGAUAUGCAUGUCACUGUUAGAGAAGAGCCCGAAUGUCUAUGCGUUGCAGAAUUUCGUGGGAGAAUUUAUGAAAUUCCACACGUUAAAAAAGAUUUUGAAAGAAGGUGGAAUAGACAUAUUUCCAGAUUUUGAUUCAUACUUUUACCACGAAGCUUCUUGUGAAAAGCAUUGGCCGACAGAAGAACACCUGUACAACAACAUGGCAGCCAUUGGGGGAUAUUUCAAUUUCACAUGGUCCAAGUGGAACAUGACAACAACGCCCAGAGAAAUAGUCUUUCAAAUGAGAGAAUUUAUUCCGACGAAAAAGAAACACCCGAAUCUUUGCUUAGCUCAUGUAUCACCGGAAAAAUCUACUUACCUAAAAUGUACCGAAGAAGAUGAAGAAUUUAGCUCUGAACCAAUGGAGGGUAUCAAGUUCAGCGCUGAUUUAAUAAAUUUGAUGAAAAACACCGUCUCCAUGUUCAUCAAGUCCCAAAUCGAGGCCUAUCCGAAACUGAACGUGCACGUUUUGUCGCAGUUUUUGUUGUCAACGAGAUUGUUAAGUUUUUCUUAGCUUUUGGAAAAAAAAUCUUGCAAAAAUUUGGUGUAAUCCUAAAUUUUUUAACUCUAAAAUAACCGACUAAUAAAG
Phyllotreta striolata is the source of this 2928-nucleotide messenger RNA. Lineage: Eukaryota; Metazoa; Arthropoda; Insecta; Coleoptera; Chrysomelidae. The record is from the annotation of a GenBank genome assembly.